GCUAUUGAUGAGUUCAUUAGUACUCAGCGCUUUGUCGACAUGGAUGAAAAGGAAUCCAAGGCAAGCUCCCCGGCUAGUGAUUUUUCCGAAGAACUGAACGUCACUCCCCCGCCCACAAAUACAACCCUCUUGAAUGGUGGCAUCUCUGAAGAGAAGUUCGGUCGGCCGGUGAUGACAUCUACCCAGCGACCAGGGCUUUUUCUUUCCCAAGCUGUGCAUGCUCGAAAUGAAUUGUUUCCAAAUGAGUCUUCACCCAAACCUAUCGAGAAUCUGCAGAAGCCGAAGAUCUACCAUGAAGAGACAACCUACAACUUUUUCUCAACCAAGCCGGCUAAAACUUUCGAUAAAAGAGGAGACAAAAAGGCUGACGCGCCCUGGCUUGAUCUUCCACCAAAGAGAAGAAAAAGUAAAGUAAAAGUUGAAACACCUGAACAACAAGCUUAUGUUCUUCCAUCGACUCCAGCAGACGACGACAACUAUAAAACACCUAGAAGAGGGCCUAAAGUGGAGGUGACUAUCCAUUUUCUUUCGGGGCUAUUCCACAUUAGUUGA
Molecule: messenger RNA, 552 nt
Organism: Cylicostephanus goldi
Lineage: Eukaryota; Metazoa; Nematoda; Chromadorea; Rhabditida; Strongylidae
Source: the annotation of a GenBank genome assembly